AUGAGUUACCCAACCCAACAGCUACAGCCCUUCACGCUGUACAUGACGAUCUCCGUUCCCGAGGUGCCACCGCAUACCAUUGCUCAUAUCUACGACGUCGACUCAAGCAAUAUCGGGAUUGUACAUCUUGAAGGCUUAGAAGGGACCCCGCAACAUGUUGUAGGCUCCGAGAAGUUCGAAUGGGGGAUAUACUGGCACCGCGAGCUUGGUGAUGGGACGUGGUACAGCUUCCGCUUCACCCCUCCCGAGAUGUACAAAGGACCGCCAGGACUGUACCAGCCUUGGAUCUACAGCCAGGCCACCUUGAAGCAGUCGCCACGCCUUCAUCACCACGUCGUCGGACUCAUACGAAUCAUACGCGUCCCCGAUGCCAUCGGCUCUGGUAUCACGGCUUACCUCGACUGGAUGGCUCCUCUGAUUGCUACCAAGGCGAAGCGCGGUGACCUUUGGGCAAUGUCGGUUUGCCUGCGAACGCGAAAAUACGUGGCUAGGGAGCGAAAGACGGAGGACAGGGGAGUCGAGAGGUUUGAUGCCACUCUCUUCACCGUGGAGGCCGUGCAGUUUGCCUAUCGUGAGGUGUAG
Molecule: messenger RNA, 582 nt
Organism: Fusarium mangiferae
Lineage: Eukaryota; Fungi; Ascomycota; Sordariomycetes; Hypocreales; Nectriaceae
Exons: 1
Coding region: 1-582 (193 amino acids)
Source: RefSeq, a predicted model, not a curated record